Molecule: messenger RNA, 408 nt
Organism: Penicillium malachiteum
Lineage: Eukaryota; Fungi; Ascomycota; Eurotiomycetes; Eurotiales; Aspergillaceae
Product: DUF4267 domain-containing protein
Exons: 1
Coding region: 1-408 (135 amino acids)
Source: RefSeq, a predicted model, not a curated record
AUGCUCAACGCACUCUUAUCCCCCGAUUCCAGAGUACUAUCCAACGUCGCUGGCGCCCUCUCGCUCUCGGGGAUCGCGUUAGGCAUCAAUAUAUUCUUCUUCAACGGAAGCUUCGUGAACCAUGCACUACGCACUAAACCUCCAUCAAAUCCCGAAGAUCAAGAGAUUUACAAUGCUCUGUGCCAGUAUAUCGGCGUGCGUGAAUUCAUUAUCGCCGGAGCCAACAUCGUCGCCUGGUUAUCCGGUCAACCAAAAGCCCAAGGUGUUACAGUGCUGCUAUGGGCAGGACUCGCGCUUGGCGAUGGGAUCGUUCAAUAUAAGCUGAACGGUACCAAUCCUCUCCUAGUCCGGCCCCUUUGGCCUGUUCUGGGUGGUGUGGGAAGUGUCUUGAUGGGGUGGUUUGAGUGA